UUAUUAGCUACUGGCUGUGAAUGAGUUAAUACUAGGUCCUUCAGCACCGGAUCUCCGGGUCCACGUCAGAUCUGUGAUGUCACACGAAAACAACCUACUCGGAUUGGCUACGAUGCAUUGUGGAUCCACACGUCAAGGGAGCAGCUGAAAGCCGGAACCUGAAGACGGCCACUGUCUGAGCGUGUGUCCGUGGUUCACCGGUAGGAAGCAGCUGGACAGGACCGGGGAUUAGUAGGCCUCACCGGCGCUCCGUCUCUUUUCUAAGAAGAAUGUACUUGCUUUAGGCCUAGCAACUGUUGGAGACUCCCCUUCUCUGUGGUGCUCGGUAAUGGGCUACUCGGUUAAAGCACCCCGGUGGCGGGGUCUCAUGUGGACAUCGGUGGUCCCUUUCUUGGUGUUUCCAGUCGUGUUAGGAACCGGAUACCCUUCCAUGACCAAGGAGGAGAAGUCUCAGCUCAGGAACCAAGUGUUGGAAAUGUUUGAGCACGCUUAUGGGAGUUAUAUGAAACAUGCUUAUCCUGCUGAUGAACUUAUGCCCUUGACGUGUCGCGGGAGAAUACGUGGCCAGGAACCAAGCCGGGGAGAUGUGGAUGACGCACUAGGAAAAUUCUCUCUGACGUUAAUCGAUACACUGGACACUCUAGUGGUUCUGAACAAAACUGACGCUUUUGAAGACGCUGUCCGAAAAGUGAUUAAUGAUGUAAAUUUAGAUAAUGAUAUUGUGGUUUCAGUUUUUGAGACAAACAUCAGAGUCCUGGGCGGUCUCCUUGGAGGGCACUCAGUUGCUAUAAUGCUGAAAGAAAAUGGUGACCGUAUGGAGUGGUACAAUGACGAACUCUUACAUAUGGCUAAGGAGCUCGGCUACAAACUCCUACCCGCAUUCAACACUACAAGUGGCCUUCCCUAUCCAAGAAUCAAUUUAAAGUUUGGUGUGAGACAUCCUGAGGCCAGGACAGGCACAGAGACCGAUACAUGCACAGCUUGCGCUGGGACAUUAAUCUUGGAAUUUGCUGCCCUAAGUCGGUUUACUGGGAUAUCCAUAUUUGAGGAGCAUGCCCGAAAAGCACUAGAUUUUCUUUGGGAGAAGCGGCAACGCAGCAGUAAUUUAGUUGGAGUUACGAUAAAUAUUCAUACUGGCGACUGGGUACGCAAAGACAGUGGCGUCGGUGCAGGAAUAGAUUCGUACUACGAGUAUUUACUGAAGGCCUAUGUACUCCUGGGAGAUGACAGCUACCUGGAAAGGUUUAACACUCAUUAUGAUGCGAUUAUGCGAUAUAUCAGUCAGCCUCCACUUCUACUCGAUGUACAUAUUCAUAAACCGAUGCUGACUGCCCGAACUUGGAUGGAUUCUCUGCUAGCUUUUUUUCCUGGCCUUCAGGUCCUGAAAGGGGACAUAAGACCUGCAAUAGAAACCCAUGAAAUGCUAUACCAGGUCAUCAAAAAGCAUAAUUUUCUACCAGAGGCUUUUACUACAGACUUCAGAGUGCACUGGGCUCAACAUCCUUUAAGACCAGAGUUUGCAGAAAGUACUUAUUUCUUGUAUAAAGCAACGGGUGAUCCUUAUUACUUAGAAGUGGGGAAAACUCUCAUUGAAAACCUUAAUAAGUAUGCACGUGUGCCGUGCGGGUUCGCUGCGGUUAAAGAUGUGCGCACGGGAAGCCACGAGGACAGGAUGGAUUCCUUUUUCCUGGCUGAAAUGUUUAAAUAUCUUUAUUUGCUGUUUUCUGAACGGGAAGACCUUGUGUUUGAUAUAGAGGACUAUAUUUUUACUACAGAAGCCCAUCUCUUACCUCUCUGGCUUUCCACAGCAAACCAAACAAAGCCUAAGAAGAACAUGACUUCACAAUACACCGAGCUGGAUGACAGUAACUUUGACUGGUCGUGUCCGAACACUCAGAUUCUGUUUCGCAAUGAUCCCAUGUACGCUCAGAGCAUCAGAGAACCUUUAAAAAACGUGGUCGAUAAAAACUGCCCUCGAAAUCCCAGAAUGGAGGAGAGUUCUGGCAAUGGGAACAGGCCCCCGUUACGGGCCAGGGACUUCAUGGCAAGUAAUUCUGAGCAUCUGGACAUCCUGAAGAAGAUGGGAGUGAGUCUGAUUCACCUUAAAGAUGGACGAGUUCAACUGGUUCAGCAUGCCAACCAAGCCGCAAGCUCUAUAGAUGCAGAGGAUGGUUUGCGUUUCAUGCAAGAAAUGAUUGAGUUAUCCAGCCAGCAACAGAAAGAGCAGCAGCUGCCUCCGCGUGCGGUUCAGAUCGUUUCCCACCCGUUUUAUGGACGAGUGGUACUGACUGCUGGACCUGCCCAAUUUGGAAUGGACCUUUCUAAACAUGUAGUGGGGGUUCGAGGCUUUGUAGCAAAGGCCGAGCCAUACAGCGGCUGCUCUGAGAUCACAAACCCCGAAGCAAUAAAAGGGAAAAUUGCACUAAUGCAACGGGGUCAGUGCAUGUUUGCGGAGAAAGCCCGGAAUGUGCAGAAAUCUGGGGCGAUUGGAGGAAUUGUCAUUGAUGACAAUGAUGGCAGCAGCAGUGAUACAGCCCCCCUUUUCCAGAUGGCUGGAGAUGGAAAGAAUACAGAUGACGUUACGAUCCCCAUGCUGUUUCUCUUCAGCAAGGAAGGAAAUAUUAUUCUUGAUGCAAUCCGCGAGUAUCGUGAUGUAGAGGUUCUUCUGUCAGAUAAAGCUAAAGACAGAGCAACCAUUUUUAAAGGUAAAAUAGUCCCAAACUACCUUCUUGAUAGCAAUUUAGAAGGUGACAGUGGGGAGGAGAGAUCAGUAGAAAAUAUUUCCCAGGUACAAGCCUCAGAAGAAACUUCCAGAGCUCCAGAAAGUGGCGUGAAUGGCAGGGAUUUGGAAUCCAGUUUGGAAUCUUCACUAGUUUCUCAACCAGAACCGGGCAGUUCAUCUGACUCCGAGGACUCUUCUCAUCAAAGACAGGAUAACGAUCCUUCAGAAAAUAGCGAGACUAACAGUAUAGCUUUGCAGGGUUCAAAAGACACUCCAGAGGGAUCGUCGGACAGUUCAGAAGAUCCCAAAGACAAAAAGUGGGACAACAAAGUACAACCAAUAGAGUCAAUAUUAGCAGAUUGGAAAGAAGACAUUGAAGCUUUUGAAAUGAUGGAAAAGGAUGAACUAUGACCAAAAAAAAUCUUUAUAAAACAGACUCCCUUCCUCAAGAUCUAAAUGGUGUCGCAAGCCUUUUGUGAAGGUCAGAACUAAAAAUGUGAAGAUUAACAGAAGUUCUCUGCAAAUUUCUAAUGGGUCCAGUGUCUUUCUAAUGUCUAAGGCAUGUCUGUUUUUAUAUGUAGCGAUGGAUCCAGUGACUUUAUCAGCAGUGGAGAUAUUUGGAACAAAUAUAGAUUUUUUUUUUUUGUCUGCCAUGGUCUUUCAAAUAGAUCGAUGGUGGAUUUCAUUUAAGGCGCUUGCGAAAUUCCAUACUUUUCUUCACUAAAAACUUUAAUUUAUUGGAUUAUUUUAAAUAUAAUUUUAUGUAAAACAAAUUAUAUCACCACCUUUAAUCCAUAUAUGUGAGGCAUGUGUUUGGAAUCUUAACACCUAAC
Molecule: messenger RNA, 3555 nt
Organism: Spea bombifrons (plains spadefoot toad)
Lineage: Eukaryota; Metazoa; Chordata; Amphibia; Anura; Pelobatidae
Gene: EDEM3
Product: ER degradation enhancing alpha-mannosidase like protein 3
Exons: 21
Coding region: 329-3133 (934 amino acids)
Biological process (GO): mannose trimming involved in glycoprotein ERAD pathway; endoplasmic reticulum mannose trimming; carbohydrate metabolic process
Cellular component (GO): endoplasmic reticulum; membrane
Molecular function (GO): mannosyl-oligosaccharide 1,2-alpha-mannosidase activity; calcium ion binding
Source: RefSeq, a predicted model, not a curated record